AUGGUCCAACUUGCCUUUGAAACCCCAUUCCUCAUGCACGCAAUAAUAGGAGCAGCAACAACCCACCUCUGCACCCUGCUACCAGACAACAAAGCCUACCGCUUAGCAGAAGCCUACCACUGGCAACAAACAAUAAACCAAUACUCAAGGGAAGUGUCAACAAGUAUAACACCCCAGAACAUGGACAAACUCUACUCAGCCUGCAUGAUGAUCUCAAUGCAUUCUUUCCACCAAGAAAUAUUCUCCCCGCGCUCCUCAUUUGUCUUCUCAACAGACCCAACCAGUCUCAUCUGGCUCCGCCUCCAAGGUGGACUCCGUUACCUCCUUGAACGAACCAUCCCCUGGUUACAGCAGAGCAUGUGGUGGGAGACAUUCAUGGAAUUGAGAGAUCCAUCCAUCGACAUCGACGACAAGCGUCCUGGAAGAAUCGGUCUUCAUUCGGAUUUGGCUGAGUUGUGCGGUAUUACCGAGGAAUCGACUGUCGAUAAUACGCCUUACCUGUGGCCAUUACGUAUGCUGAUGGGGAAUUUGCAGGCGGAGCGGUGCUCGGAUAGUUUCAAGACGUAUAAUACGUGGAUGGGGAGGCUUGAGGGGCCAUAUUAUGAGUGUUUGCUGAGGAAGGAGGUUCCGGCGCUUGUGCUGCUUGCUUGGUGGCUUGGGCUUAUGUGUUUUGUUAAGGAGUGGUGGGUUCGGACAAGAGUUCGAUCGGAGUGUACUGCUAUUUGUAUGUUCCUCGAGGGGAGUUGUGAUUUGCUUGUUUUAAGAUUGUUGGAGUUUCCGGCUGAGUGUUGUGGGUAUAAGUUGAGACACCAGCGGGAGGGAAAUCUGUUUGAGACUGGCGACCAGCUUGUACUGUUUGAUUUGUCUGGUCUGGAGAACGAGGUUGUAUAG
Penicillium nucicola is the source of this 891-nucleotide messenger RNA. RefSeq lists its product as uncharacterized. NCBI's taxonomy places the organism in Eukaryota, Fungi, Ascomycota, Eurotiomycetes, Eurotiales, Aspergillaceae. The coding region runs from base 1 to 891 and encodes 296 amino acids. The record is from RefSeq and is a predicted model, not a curated record. Gene Ontology annotation, biological process: regulation of transcription by RNA polymerase II. The transcript has 2 exons. Gene Ontology annotation, molecular function: DNA-binding transcription activator activity, RNA polymerase II-specific.